CGGCGCGGACGCGGGGGCCGGCUGUUGUGGGUGGCGGUGUGGUCCUAGCGGGCCUUCGUGCUCCGGCUGGGGCCCGCGGCGGGCGGCCAUGAACUUCUCCGAGGUGUUCAAGCUCUCUGGCCUGCUCUGCAAGUUCUCCCCCGACGGCAAGUACCUGGCAUCCUGUGUCCAGUACCGGCUGGUGGUCCGGGACACGCAGACCCUUCAAAUCCUCCAGCUGUACACAUGCCUGGACCAGGUCCAGCACAUGGAGUGGUCGGCCGACUCGCUUUUCAUCCUGUGUGCUAUGUACAAGCGAGGGCUUGUGCAGGUUUGGUCCCUAGAGCAGCCAGAAUGGCACUGCAGGAUAGACGAGGGUUCUGCAGGACUGGUCACCUCAUGCUGGAGCCCAGAUGGGCGCCACGUUCUCAACACCACUGAAUUCCACCUGCGGGUAACCGUCUGGUCCUUGUGCACAAAAUCCGUGUCUUACAUCAAAUAUCCCAAAGCUUGUCAGCAGGGACUCUCCUUCACCAGGGAUGGCCGCUAUAUGGCACUGGCAGAGCGGCGCGACUGCAAGGACUUCGUGAGCGUUUUUGUGUGCAGUGACUGGCAGCUCCUGCGGCACUUUGAUACGGACACCCAGGAUCUCGCAGGGAUCGAGUGGGCCCCGAACGGCUGUGUACUGGCAGUGUGGGACACCUGCUUGGAGUACAAGGUUCUGCUCUACUCCUUGGAUGGCCGCCUGCUGUCAGUGUUCUGUGCCUACGAGUGGUCCCUGGGCAUCAAGUCUGUGGCCUGGAGCCCCAGCAGUCAGUUCCUAGCGGUUGGGAGCUAUGACGGGAAGGUGCGCCUCCUCAAUCACGUGACUUGGAAAAUGAUCACAGAGUUUGGGCAUCCCACAACUAUCAGCAACCCCAAGAUUGUGGUGUACAAGGAAGUUGAGAAGAGCCUGCCACCGGGGCUGGGCCACCUCUCCUUCUCAUCCUCCAGGGCAGCACCCAGCCCUCGCGCUACCUUUGAGAGCAAAUACGAGGUGGCCUCCAUGCCAGUCUCCUUGCAGACACUGAAGCCUGUUGCCGACAGGGCGAACCCCAAGAUCGGCAUAGGGCUGCUGGCCUUCAGUCCUGACAACAGCUUCCUGGCGACAAGAAACGACAAUGUCCCCAAUGCUGUCUGGGUGUGGGACAUACGGAAGCUGAGGCUGUUUGUGGUGCUUGAGCAGCUGUCACCGGUGCGCUUGUUCCAGUGGGACCCUCAGCAGCCACGGCUGGCCAUCUGCACAGGAGGCAGCAAGGUCUACCUGUGGUCCCCGGCAGGCUGUGUGUCGGUGCAGGUGCCAGGGGAAGGUGACUUUCCAGUGCUUUCGCUGUGCUGGCAUGUAAGUGGGGACUCGCUAGCCCUUCUCAGUAAGGAUCACUUCUGCCUCUGUUUCCUGGAGACUGAGGAGGGGGUCGGCGAGGACGACCACACGUAGCGCCUGCGCCCUGUGGAAGUGGGAGCCACCCUGUGUCUGCAGCACAGGACGGAACAGGGCUUCUCCGGAAAGUUCUCCAGCUGCGAGGGUCCAAGUACAGUUAGUUGACUCUAUUUUUUUAAUAGCAAAGCACUUUUGUAAAUAUGUAUGGUGUAAAACUGUAAUUUGUAUUUAAAAUAAAUAUUUGCUAAUUUAUAAAA
Molecule: messenger RNA, 1656 nt
Organism: Carlito syrichta (Philippine tarsier)
Lineage: Eukaryota; Metazoa; Chordata; Mammalia; Primates; Tarsiidae
Gene: WRAP73
Product: WD repeat containing, antisense to TP73
Exons: 12
Coding region: 89-1456 (455 amino acids)
Biological process (GO): mitotic sister chromatid segregation; protein localization to mitotic spindle pole body; microtubule anchoring at mitotic spindle pole body
Cellular component (GO): MWP complex; mitotic spindle; microtubule organizing center
Molecular function (GO): protein binding
Source: RefSeq, a predicted model, not a curated record